AUGGAUAACACCCAUCUGCACGCGAGCAACAGUGUCUCGAACGGCCAACAUCACCAAGAAGCUGAUAGCAAUAACGACACCGGCACCGAGAACAGCAACACCUCCCACAAUAGCACCCUCAACAACAAGAGCAACACCCGUCGCCUCAAGAACGGCUCAUUGCUAGGUCGCCUCCACACCCAAGGUCUCUCCAGUCUCCGGCCAGGAGGAUCUCUGGCCCCACCAGCAGCAGCGGCUGGAUCCGGCGGGGACACCCUCCGCGCAGAUGGCCAUGUUGUCAACCCAGGCAAGCUGAGGCCGACCAACAGCGCAUUGACAACUUCAAUCUGCUCGACGAUCGAACCCUCGGACUGUGCAGCCUUCAACUGGGUUACUCGAAUCAUCUACCGCCACUACAGUCGCGUGGAAUAUGUUCGAACUGAGGCUCAGUUAAAUAAGGAGGCCUACCUCAUUGGAAACAUCAGGUUCAGUCGAUGGGUCUUUCUCCCUGCCGCGUUUUGUUUCCAAGCCGUCUGUGGGACCUUGUAUGCCUGCUGCUUUGGAGUGUCGUCGUCGAUCAUGGGCCCUUGGCUUGAACGACACGGUCCCCGGAAUGCUGGCCUUCUGGGUGCAGCCCUGUUCCUCAUAGGCAACCUGAUCACCGCCCUCGGUGUCCACGUCAAGAUGAUCGCUUUGGUCUAUGUUGGCUACGGCAUUUUUGGUGGUCUGGGUCUGGGCAUCUCUUACAUUUCUCCAGUCUCUGCCCUCCAGAAGUGGUUCCCUGACCGUCGUGGUGUCGCUGCUGGUCUGGCUGUCAGUGGGUUUGGAGCAGGUUCGAUUGUGAUGGCCAAGAUCCCUGAUCCUCUUGCCGCUGCUGUUGGCUUGCCCUUGACAUUUGUGAUCCUAGGUUUGUUCUACUUUAUGAUCAUGGCCGUCUGUGCAUUCGUCUUCCGUGUCCCUCCUCCAGGCUAUGUUGUCAAUGGGCUCGAUGUCUGGGCUGUCCGUGUCGAUGACUAUGAUGAGGAUGAGAGCUCUGAGACGAGGACUCGUACCGAGGCUGAGAUCAGGGAUCUGGGUCUGAAGAGUAUCUCGAUUGAGCACCCUAAACUCUCAGCCGGCAGUGGACUAUACAACACUGGCACUGGCGUCGGCGUGGGUUCAACCAACCUCCAAUCACUUCACCCUCUUCAACAAGGUCAUUUUGGUCCCCGCAAGAGUCUCGAUGACGCCAUGUCGCCCAUCUCGCCCAUCUCUGGAACAGCAACCAUAAUCCCCUCCGCCGCCAUCUCAAUGACUUCCCGCCGCAACUCGACAAGGAUUGGUGCUCGCACGGGUUACGACCCCAGUAUCUCGAUCAGUCUGAUGGACGCCUUCUACUCACGCGAAUUUCGCUUGAUGUACAUCAUGUUCCUCGGUAACACCAUGGCUGGUGUGGUUAUCAUCUCGCGUUUAGCCAACAUUGCAACCGAUGUCUUCGGCCACAACAAGGACACUGCUUCAACCAUCGUCUCCAUCAACGGCGGAUUUAACCUGGUCGGCCGUUUGGCCUUUGCUUCCCUCUCAGACCGUAUCGGCCGCAAGAACUCGUACAUGAUCAUGCUGGGCAGUCAAGCCAUCAUCCUCGCCUGCCUCCCCAUCAUCAUGCAAACUGGCUGCAACUGGGCCUUCCUCAUGAGCAUCUGGAUCUUGACCUCUUGCUACGGCGGCGGAUUCGGAUGUAUCCCUGCCUUCCUCUGUGACAUGUUUGGGCCCUCCAACAUUGGCCCCCUCCACGGCGUCAUCCUGACCUCGUGGAGUCUCUCCAGCGUUGGUGCCGGUCUCCUCUUCACCGCGAUCUACAACCACCUCCUCGAUACUGGAUACACCGUCAACGACAGUUACAUCUACAGCAUCAACAUGCACUGGCUCCUGGCUGGUGCACUGUUGGGUCUCUUCAUGACGCUAUUUGUCCGGACCGGCAUCCAUGAUCGCCUUUUGCCAGCGGUGCCUGGAGAGUUUUUCCAUAGCAGGAUGUUUGGUCGUAUCCUGCGGUUUGGUCGAUUCGGACUGAAGUGGGUGACGAAGGAGCAGGAGCAGAUGGAGUGGGCAGCGUAUGUGGCACAGCGGCAGUUGGAGGAAGAACAGGGUCAUGGGUUGAGUUCUUCUCAUGGAUAUCAUAAAUCCAUUGACCGUGAAGAAAAGGCCUCUCGAUGA
This is a messenger RNA of Linnemannia hyalina, 2172 nucleotides long. The record is from the annotation of a GenBank genome assembly. Lineage: Eukaryota; Fungi; Mortierellomycota; Mortierellomycetes; Mortierellales; Mortierellaceae.